AUGGCGCACCUUACUUACUCGCGGUCGGCCAUGUCCGACCUUGGUGGACAUCAACACAAGGACCGCAAGCUCAUGCAAAGCGAUACCACUACCAAAGGACGCUACAGCGAUAGCCAAUCAGGCGCACAAGACAGUGCGCCAGGCAGCAAACACCGCAACGAAUCGAGAAGUGACGGCCAGUCUCUCACUGGAGAAGCUACAAAUGAAGACGAUGAGGGAGACAGUGAAACCGCGCAAGACGGUGAACAAGAUGAUGAUGAGGAUGAACCAGCGGCCCCCGCCCCGUUCCGCGGUCUUGGGAAGGGCAAAGGACGAGGAAAACGCCCUGCCAUCCGUGUCGAACCUGUCGAAGAUCAAUCGCAGGAAGAGGAUGACGAGGUCGUAUCCCUUGGAACGGGGCCCAGCUCGAGUAAGCACCCGGUGAGCCAACUGAUCAUGAACAACAAGAAGCGCACCUUCAGCAAUCUGUCCAGCACAUCUGUGCUCUUUGGUGACGACUCCACCGAUCAAGAGUUUCCCAGACGCAAGAUGGCGCGCAAACUAAGCAAUGCGGUCACGAAACCGCUACUGACCUACAAGGCAAAUGAGGAGGACCUUCAUGAAAAUGCCAUCGAGAGCGACGAUGAAGACUAUAGCGCACUCAACCUCAUCCCUGAUGAUGACUCAGAUGUCGAGUUGAUGGAGCAACAAGAAGAGAGCUUCAUUCUCCAAGAAGAGCAGCAGGCGACCACCCUACUCAACGAGUUCCGUGACGCUCGCCGACUCAGCCUCGAGAGCUGCAUUAGUGACAAUAUCUUCGAUGUCACUGCGCCACUUGACGACGCAUACAUCUCCGGUCUUCAAGACUACGGCUUUGCCCAAUUCUUCGAGCCAGAGGCUCUGCCUGCAUCUCCCGAUCCAGCGGUCAAGAGAAAGUAUUCAGAUAGCUCCACGAAGCGUGUUCGCUUCGAUGACGAGGUUCAAGUAUCAGAUAGCUCAAGCUCAGAAUCUUCCGAGCUCGACAGCAGUGUCUUUCCCGAUCUUUUCCUUGAACAAGACAAGUUGCCUCCCAUCUUGCACCAGCUUCUUGAGAUCGACAAUGACGAAGAUGACGGAGACUUCGCUUCUCCUCAAUCUGACGCAUCGUUCUGGGACUACGGCCAGGACGAGUCUCGCAUCACACCAGCUGAGCAAUCAGACGAGACCGAUAAUGACUCGGCUGGCUCCAGUGGCUAUGAUUCUGACAUGGGUGAUACCACUGACGAAGAAGACUUUGGUACUGACGCUGCGCCACGGACACCUGUUCAAGACAGAUCCGUUCUGCGCCAACCAGCCUCGGCGCCUGGGUCACGGGCUGCGACCCCCAAGCCAUUUCAGCGCAGCUCCCGACCUACUGGACGCCAGAUACCACCUCCUCGUGGUAUCUUCAUUCAUGACGACAGCACCAAAGCUAUUGCUGUCACUAAUCGUGCAACCAAGACGGUCACCUUCUACCGGCCUCGGCCAGCCAUCAUUCCUUGGAUACCUCUGAAUGGAUACCAAAGCGGUACCAGCAGCACCGCCAACAACAGUCCUCGAAAUUCGAUUGCACAAUUGAAUGCAUCCGACAGCGAGAACAGUAACGAAGUUUUGAACAACGCUCUUAACACCGACAUCAUGCUCACUGGUAUUUUUGGAUCUGCGCCUAGUAACAACGACUUCUACUUCGGUAACGAGAGCAUCGGUCCACCUGAGGCAUUCUAUCCUUUUGUCAGCAUCGGAUCCAAUGGCAACAUGAACCUCAUGGACGAUGACGAGUACGAUGACUCUGAGGAUUUCGAAGACGACUUGAACAUUGCCGAUUUCAUGGACUUCGGCUCCGACGGUGACGACACCGAUCUGGAACCAGACUUUGAAGAUACCGAUGUGCCAGCAACUCCAGCUACGUCUCAAGUGGCGCUUCAUGGCUCAACCCCUGCUCAGCCUACGCCGAUGACCGAGACGCCAGUCAACCGUAAGAGGACGACUUCGGACGCUAUGCUUCAGCACUUCGACCGCGGUGUCGUCACCGCUUUUCGCAACAACCAGAACCGCUACCGCGACGUCGCAUCGCUUCCGCAAGAUCCUGCUGCGCGCGCUUCGGUCUCGCGUCCAGUCCGGUCCGGCAAGUCUGCUGAGGCUCUCAUCACACCUCUCCGCAAGCGUUCCAAGUCGAAUCGGAUGACCCGUACUCCUAUGCACACCGGUUCAGCUGCGGGCAACCAGAGCUCGCCACUAUCAGGCGUUACAAAAGCCACCUCCAGGCUGCAGAACUCCAUGAUGGGCACACCUCGGAGGCCUCCCCCUAGGAUGGGAACCUUCUCUUAA
Parastagonospora nodorum SN15 is the source of this 2325-nucleotide messenger RNA. RefSeq lists its product as hypothetical. The record is from RefSeq and is a predicted model, not a curated record. Bases 1 to 2325 code for a protein of 774 amino acids. Lineage: Eukaryota; Fungi; Ascomycota; Dothideomycetes; Pleosporales; Phaeosphaeriaceae. The transcript is spliced from 2 exons.